Messenger RNA from Chrysemys picta bellii (western painted turtle), 7749 nucleotides. The record is from RefSeq and is a predicted model, not a curated record. Lineage: Eukaryota; Metazoa; Chordata; Testudines; Emydidae.
GUAAAACAGAGACAGGAAAUAGGGGGUCUUUGGGUAAUGAGUUCCAGCCACUCUUGAAACAGAAAGCCAGGGAAGGCAUUACUUGAAAAUAGUUUCUGUAUGAGAGCUUAGUAAUUUUUAGCUUGUUAUUUUGCCAUUAAUAGGGAACAGUUACUGCAGGUUUAGACUACAGUGGAAGGCUCCUUUUUUCCAAGAGACCAUCUGGCAUGAUACAUCUUUUGAAGCUUUUAGAAUGAUGUUGCUGCUUGUCACUAAUUGUGAUCUGCACUGAAAAAAACAGAUGCUCUGAGGGGAGAGUCUGAAGUUUAUGCAGUUGUGUGUUGUAUAUACAUCCGUCAGCAGAGUUUGGGAUAAGCCUGAGGGACAGAGGCAGGAGAUUUAAGAAAAAUAUGAACACGGAUUCAUGCUCUUAGAGGUGGGGGCGGAAAGGGGAGACGUAGCGAUUGCAUUCUGCAAGGCGAAGCUCUAUCCUCUGUCCAAAAAGUUCCUCUUAACCCAGGAAAUAUUAUUGCUGAGAUGGGCCCAAAGCAUGGAUGGUGAGAUUGAUAUUUACAAGCACUUCACGUGGCUAAAGAGGUCUCAGGUGAAUCAUCUUUCUUCUGCUAACAAUGAAACCUAUCAAGAACGACUGGCACGAUUAGAGGGUGAUAAAGAGUCCCUCGUAUUGCAGGUGAGUGUCCUCACGGAUCAGGUGGAGGCCCAAGGAGAGAAAAUCCGGGACCUAGAAGUCUGUCUUGAGGGGCAUCAGCUGAAACUUAAUGCUACUGAAGAAAUGCUUCAACAGGAGCUGCUAAGUCGAACGUCACUAGAGACUCAGAAACUAGAUCUAAUGGCAGAAGUUUCCGACCUGAAGAUUAAGUUGGUUGGCAUGGAAAAGGAACAGAGUGAAUAUGAAGAGAAGCAGAACAAAGCUGAGUCAGUAGUGAACCUGAUCAGUGAGCUACAGGAGCAGAUGUGUAGACUACAGCUGGAAAUUAAUAGUAAAAUCCAGGAAAGAAAGUCUCAAGAUAGGAAACCUGAACUGACAGCUAAUGGUCCUCAGGCCAGCACAAGAUCAGUGGUAGAGAGCCUCACCCAGAAGAAUUGCUCUCGGUGUGAUGGUUUGCUUCAGGAACUCAAACAUCUCAAAAUUAAAGUGGAAGAGCUGGAAAAUGAAAGAACCCAGUAUGAAUGGAAAUUAAAAGCAACCAAAGCUGAAAUAGCCCAGCUCCAGGAGCAGUUAGCUCUCAAAGAUGCAGAAAUUGAACGUUUACAGAGUCAGCUCUCCAGGACCUUGGUACAUAAUGAAAUUGCAGAAAGAGAGGAACUAUAUAGGAGAAGGCUAAAAGAAAAACAUCAAGAAGUUCAACGACUGAAGAUAGGAAUGGAAUCGUUGUUAGCUGCAAAUGAAGAAAAGGACCGUCGAAUAGAGGAGUUAACAGUGCUGCUAAGCCAGUACAGAAGGGUGAAGGAGAUAAUGUUAGCAGCUCAUGGCUCUUCAGAGAGAAUUCUGUCUGGUAGCAGUGAGGAGGAAUUUGAGGCAAGUUUGAAGAAGUGGAAUCUCAUGAAUAAGCCCCAAGCAGAAUUACUCAAACCCGAGGUACUUCCAGGAGAAUUGUCACCAAUUAUGGAGUCUUUACUGCCACAAAAAACUCUGGAAAUCAGUGGAAGCAGUCCAGUUCCUUCAAAUAACUUUAUUUCUCCACAUGAGGAAUCUUUGGGAACCAAAAGUAGGGUUCCACAGAAAAAAAUGUCAAGUAGUCUAGAGGACUUGCAGAGUGAAUCCCUGGAAAAGCAUGUAGACGGGAAACCAGUAGAACCUGUUGUAGAACAAGAGAAUAAACCAUAUGUGAAGAGUAACAAAUAUCAGACCUUGCCAGGGAAGCUUCUUCGACCCACACACAACGGAGAUCACGGAACAUACAAUACUCCCACUUCCCUAAAUGUAUUUGGAAUGAAUGACAAUGAGGACAACAGUGUACUAAGCCUGAGAAUGACUGAAGAUCGCAUCAGGAGUAUUAGUGCACCAAUAUUAGGAGAGACAGAGAAUAUGGAUGGUACAAUAACUUCAGAUGAACUUUCACCCCUUUCUUCUGGAACAGAAUCGGGUCCACAGUCUCCAGAAAAUAAAAAGAGCCCAAAAGGCAUCAGGAAAAUCUGGGGAAAAAUAAGAAGAACUCAGUCAGGUAAUUUCCAUGCAGACGAUCUAGGUUUAGCUGAAUUUCGAAGAGGUGGUCUCCGUGCAACAGCUGGACCUCGAUUAUCUAGAUCAAAGGAAACUAAGGGGCAGAAGAGUGACUACAAUGCCCCCUUUGCUCAGUGGAGCACUGAAAGAGUUUGUAACUGGCUUGAGGACUUUGGUCUUGGUCAGUACGUCAUUUUUGCACGGCAGUGGGUGACUUCUGGCCACACGUUAUUAACAGCAACACCUCAGGACAUGGAAAAGGAACUAGGAAUAAAACAUCCUCUGCACAGGAAGAAAUUAGUCUUGGCCGUUAAAUCAAUAAAUACAAAACAGGAUGAUAAGUCUGCACAACUAGAUCAUAUCUGGGUGACACGAUGGCUUGAUGAUAUUGGCUUACCUCAGUACAAAGAUCAGUUUCAUGAAUCCAGAGUUGAUGGGAGAAUGUUGCAGUACUUAACUGUGAAUGACCUUCUCUUUCUGAAAGUCACCAGCCAGCUGCAUCAUCUCAGUAUUAAAUGUGCCAUUCACGUGCUGCGUGUCAACCAAUUCAACCCCCAUUGUCUACGUAGGAGGCCAGUUGAUGAGAAUAAUAUUUCACCUUCUGAAGUAGUGCAGUGGUCCAAUCACAGAGUGAUGGAAUGGCUUAGAUCAGUAGAUCUGGCAGAAUAUGCACCAAACCUUCGAGGAAGUGGAGUUCAUGGUGGCCUCAUUAUUCUUGAACCUCGCUUUAACGGUGACACACUGGCAAUGCUUCUUAACAUUCCACCUCAAAAGACCCUCCUGAGACGCCACCUGACCACUAACUUUAAUGUGUUAAUUGGGCCAGAAGCACAACAAGAAAAAAGAGAAAUAAUGGAAUCUACAGCUUACACACCUCUGACCACCACUGCUAAAGUUCGGCCAAAGAAACUUGGAUUUUCACAUUUUGGAAACCUACGAAAAAAGAAAUUUGAUGAAUCUACAGAUUACAUUUGUCCUAUGGACACAAGUCCAGGUGCAACUAAUGGUACUCAGAAGAGCUAUGGUGGAUACAAAGGACUUAAUCAACUCACUGAUAGGGAAUUGGACAAACUGGAUCAGAUGGAACAUUCAGAAGGAACAGUAAUGCAAAUAGGGGUGCUCUCUCAAGGCAUAAGCAACCUCACGGAUAUGCUAAGCCAAGAUGAAAUGCUGAAUGACAGCAGAUUUUUAACACCUACCUUUGAAGACUGGAGAUGAUGAACAUGACCAAGAACAUUGUUAUACCUCACAUGUAUCCAGAGAGCUGGCUGAUGAAAGCUGGGUGCUAUAUGCAGAAAAUAGCUUAGGCGUUUCUGCCACUGAGAAGUGUAAAAUAUAUAUGAGGUUUAUGCAGCAACACCUUACACGUAAAAAUACCCCUGUGCUCUGUGUUAGGUAUUUUUACAUGGGCAUUAAGAAAAGCUAUGCAAAAUUAUUCCUCAUCAUCCAGAGAGGGUAAAAUUGGAAAAUGAUUAAGACUAGUAAAAGAUUUCUUUACAGAUUUAGGAUGACUUUGUACAGUGGAUUUAUGCACUGUUACCUGCUAAAUUAUCUGUUUUAUAAUUUUGUACUUUUAUAAUUAACUUGCAAUGUAGCGAUAACAUAAGUAGAAUAUGCCUCUGUCACAGAAUAAGGGUCCUCUUCAUAUUAAAUGAUAGUGGCGAGGAUGAUACUUUGACAAUUCCAGUGACUUUCUAUCAUGCCAUAUGAUUCAUGGUGCAGCAGAUGCUAUCUUGGGAUCUGACAGACACUGGUGCAGACAGUUGUUCAGUGAACCAUUGCUGAAAAAGCUGGUCUGAUUUAGAGAUAGAAUUGGCUUUAGGAUUUUGAGACUCCCUAAAGAGAGGAAGAGACUUCAUCCCUCAUUCUUUCUUCCUUCCUCUGCACCUCUCCUUGUCUCUGCUUUCUCUAUCCUGAUUAUAUCAUUGGGAUGAAGAGAGAGGACAGAUCACCUUUCCCCCUUCUUGAAGCCCUAGCAGGUGGGUGUGUUCUUAGACAGGCCAGCAGAGAGCAUGCAGAUCCUUACUCUGCUCUCUCUGCAAUGAGAAAUUUGCUCACAGCAGGAAAUCCCACAAUCCCAUCUUCAGUUUGAGACUGCAAAGGAAACAGAGACCUAAAAGUUGGCUUUUCUUAGAAAAUGACUAACACAUGACACAAAGCACUUUGUGUGUUAGUGGUUGUGGAACAGGCAGAAAAUUCAUUUAACUUAAAAUGCACAUUUAAAAUACCAAAAUGGUGCAUACCACCCUCGCUACAGAUACCUCAAGGUGAGUGCAAUAGAACUUUUAGCCCAGUACAUGGUUUGCCUUAUGACUGAUGAAAGUUCCUUGUACAACUGGAACAUUUCAGUAAGCGCCGCUGAAUUUUGAGUCAAAAUGACUAGAGCUACAAAGCACAGUUUAACAUGUAGUGUGAAACUUAGCACAGAUGGUUAGAAAACCAUGAGGAAGUGAUAAACUCCAACCCCUUUGCUCUAAGACUCUUUGCUUCCUGAAUUGCAUUCAGCAUACUAUAAGCAAUGUAAAUAUAUAUAGAUUCCACAUACUGGCAUGACUGAGAUGUGGUUAGAAACAAGUUGUAAUAUUUGCAUGUGAAAUUUUUUUUUUUUAAAGACAGUUACUGCAGUUACACUUUUCCCUUAACUGUUCGCUCUUCAUUCCAGCCUCCUAUAUGUGCUUAUGUAGAGCACUAUCCUAAUGUAACUGUAGCAAACAACUCUAGCCAGUGUGACAUUCAAAGGGUCGCUAGUUAGGAAAUGCUAGGUAGUGCUGCUGCCAUUAACUGGUGUUAGUAUAGCUUAUUGCUGAGUAUAGAUUGGCCACAUCAGCUCUGCAGCUCCACAGAUUUUAGUGGCAUCGUGCUAGCAUAGCUGAGAGAGAAACUUGAGCUACAUAUCUCAGGAUGUGUUGCAAUGUAUCCAGAAGUGUUCUGCUCCAAAGGAAAUUAAAUGAUGAAAUAUAACGAGAGAUUGACUCUCCCUUGCAUUGCAUCUAAGGAAGGGCAAAUGAUGAAUGUUUUAUCAUCUCCAAUAGGACAUAAACGUAGUGGUGCAGUUCUUUUCUGGAGACCUGAUUAUCAUCCAGGUAUAGAAUCACAAAAAUAUAGGACUGGAAAGACACUUGAGAGGUCAUCUAGUCCAGUCCACUGUACUGGGGCAGGACUAAAUACCAUCCCUCACAGGUGUUUGUCGUCAUUGGAGGUUUUUAAGAACAGCUUAGACAGAUUCCACAACUUCCCCAGAUACUUUGUUCCUAUUCUUACACAACCUUACAAUUAGGAAGUUUCUCAUGUCUAACCUAAAUCUCCUUUGUUUCAGUUAAGCCCAUUGCUUCUCGACGUGUCCUCAGUGGUUAAGUUGAACAAUUUAACAACUUUUUAUGUAUUUGAAGACUUAUGUUCCUCAUCAGUCUUCUCCUGGUUUUUUUUCAAUCUUUCCUCUUAGGUCAUGUUUCCUAGACCUUUAAUUGCUUUUGUUGCUCUCCUCUGGACUUUCUCCAAUCUUUCCUGGAGUGUAGUACCCUGUACCCAGAACUGGACACAAUAAUACUCCAGUGCUAAAUAGAGAAGAAGGAAUUACUUCUCCUGUCUUGCUUAUGAGACUCCAGCUAAUACAUCCCAGAAUUGUUUGCUUUUUUUGAAACAGUAUUAUAUUGUUGACCCACAGCUAGUGAUCCACUAUAAACCCCCAGAUCCUUUUCUGCAGUAGUCCUUCGUAGCAAGUCCUUUUCCAUUUUGUUUUUGUGCAACUGAUUAUUCCUGCCUAAGAGUAGUACUUUGCACUUAUUACAUUUCAUCCUAUUUCAAACCAUUUCUUCAGGUUGUCAAUAUCAUUUUGAAUUCUAAUCCUGUCCUCCAAACCUCAACCCCUCCCAUCUUGGUAUUGUCUCCUCAAACUGGAAGUUAUACCUCCAGCUCCAGUGCAGACAUACCAAACCAGUGAGGGCUGCCCCUGGAGCUGGAGGUACCUGGCAGUCCUGCUUGCUGCAAGUAAAAGCUAGAUGUUAUGCCUGCAAGGCCUCCUUCCAUGUAAUGCUGCCUAACAACCCUUCUACCUUAAGGUUUCUCUUCAGCUGUCAGCCAGAUAGACUGACAGGGCUGUAUGGGCCUCAACAGGGGUCCCCCAGGAGUGGGGCUACAGUGUUGACUCCCCACAUACACAUUCACUACCACAGUACCAGCAGGAUAUUUUGUACUGGGCAAUUCCAAAAACAAUCUUGACUAGGUGUUGAAACAGAGAUUUUAUUUUGGAAUAUAUAUAAUGGGCUUGAAUUAAACACUGUCUGAGGGUGGGUUACUGGUUAUCUCUCAUCCCUUGUGGUUGCAAUGAGGUUUUAUUUUAUGUGUUAUGAUGCUAGACCAUGUUCGGAAAUAUUUCUCAAGGGUAUGUCAAUGCCAGACAUGCCUCUUUCAAAAGAGCUUAAAGUCUGGCUGUUUUCACUUAAGUGCUAUUCAGAAUGAGUAAGGGGUGGCCCUUAUUCAAUAGGACUAGUUAAAGAGCAAGAUAUUACUCAGAGUAAAGAUGGCCUAAUCUAGCCCUUACUGCACAAGCUUCAGAGUGUGACCCGAGUGGGGAAGUGAGACUUGAACUGUGGUCAACUGACUUCUCCUAAAGACUAGUUAACAAGUUUGUGUAUAAAUCUCUAUAAUGCUAGAAAUUAACAGCUAAUUUCCACUAUGCCCAUUGUGCAAAAUGAGCUUUAAUGUAUGGAGACAGCAGAACUGUUUGAUAAGUGAAUAGGACUUUUGAAAAUCCCAACCUCUAACAGAGAUCAGAGUUAGAUUUUUAAGUAACACUUUUGAUAAUUCUCCCUGUUUGUUUGAAUACAGGGUUAUUUUAGUGUACUCUGUGCACCUUAGAUUAAUCUGCCAGUGAAUGUGUAAUUAAAUUUAUUUGUUUUGUAUGAAUGUUGACUCAGUGUACACUUACAGAGCAGAGAAGGGUAGUUUUGCACCCUGAGAUGUUUCAAGCAGGCCAUACUGUAAGUAUUAUUAUUUUUAAAAAUCCAGUUCCAGUGUGUUGGUUUGUGGACUUAAGUGUUCUGUUAACUUAUAUUUGAAUACUAGAGUAUCUUAUUUGAUAUACAAACGCUGACCUUUGGGGCAUCAGACUGUAAUGAAUAAAUGCUGUAUGUUUGUCUAUAUUCCAGGUUGACUCUGUGUAGUAUGUUUUAGAUAUGCCUGGGCAGCUGGUCUUCGGGGAAUUUUAAAGUUUAUUCAUUCACCCCCAUUUGCUCUUCAACAGUUCAAGACAGGGUACUUGUACCAUGCCCAGAGUACUGGGUAGGGAUUUUAUAUAAAAUACAUCUCCACCCAGAGAGGCAAUGUGGCUAGAAUACUGAUGAAGUCAGAAUACCUGGGUUCUAUUCCCAUUUCUGCCAGUGACUUGCUGAAUGCUUGGGUAUUUCUAUUAACCUCGGAGUGUUUGUUUCUAUUCUAUUGUAUCUAUUCAAUGGGCAUACUCACUUUGAGAAAAAGUCUAUGGCUGGAAAAAUGCUCCAUAACAGCUAAGCGUCAUACAUAAGUGUAAAAAUCUAUUUAGUCAAUUCUUUUGCAUUUCAUAAAGGUUAUAAAUUUCACCCUCAAAA